AGAGCAGACUUAUAAAAACUUUGCGCUCACGCUGCCUGCCUCACUCACAGGCUCACAGGGUUUUCGGCACUGACUGUGCGUGCUGCGAGGAUCAGGACAGGCCAGAGAGGGACGGGACCCCACACACAGCAUUGCUAUUUGGGGCUCCCCUGGAAGCCCCCAUGAUGGGAGUCCACCCCGAAGCCAGCAAGUCCCCAGCUGACGUCCCCAAAAGCUCCGGCACCUGCUCCCGGAGUAUCUUCUGCAAUAUCAAGGUGUUUGUGCUGUGCCAUGGGCUUCUCCAGCUCUCCCAGCUCCUCUACAGUGCCAACUUCAAGAGCAGCCUCACCACCAUCGAGAAACGCUUUGGGCUCUCCAGUCUCUCUUCAGGUUUCAUCUCUAGCCUGCAUGAGAUUGGCAAUGUGGUCCUCAUCAUCUUCGUCAGCUACUUCGGCAGCCGAGUUCAUCGCCCGCGGGUGAUUGGUGCUGGGGGGCUGCUGCUGGCGCUGGGAGCAUUCCUGGUUACCCUGCCCCACUUCCUAUCAGGCCCCUAUGAAUACACCACGCUCAGCACCGGUAACAAAAGCCAGGUCCAAGCUGAACUCUGCUAUGCAGAGAAUAAGUUUGUGUGCCCAAACACCACCCAGGAUCCCCAGAAGGAGGCCAGCAGCAUAUGGGCAAUGAUGGUCAUUGCACAGCUGCUGGCUGGAAUCGGGACAGUCCCCAUCCAGCCCUUUGGGAUAUCCUAUGUAGACGACUUUGCAGAAGCAAACAACUCCCCACUGUACGUUGCCAUUCUCUUUGCAAUUGCUGUGUUUGGCCCUGCUUUUGGAUACUUGCUGGGAUCUGUGGUGCUGCGGCUCUUUGUGGAUAUUGGGAGAGUUGACAUUGCUACUGUGGCCCUGACACCAGGGGAUCAGCGGUGGAUUGGAGCCUGGUGGCUGGGGCUGCUGAUCUCCUCAGGCUGCUUGGUGCUCACAUCCAUUCCUUAUUUCUUUUUCCCUCGGUACAUGCUGAAAGGACAGGACUCGAACAUGGAGGCCGGCAUGCUCAGGAAGAUGGAGAAGGGGAUGGCAGAAGAAACCUCCCUGCUAGAGUUCAUAAAAAGAUUCCCAAAGAUCUUUUUCAGGCUGCUCCUCAAUCCCCUCUUCAUCCUGCUGGUGCUGGCGCAGUGCAGCUUCUCCUCGGUCAUCGCAGGUCUGGCCACCUUCCUCAACAAGUUCCUGGAGAAGCAGUACGGUGCCUCCUCCUCGUACGCCAACUUCCUCAUUGGAGCUGUGAACCUGCCAGCAGCAGCACUCGGGAUGCUUUUAGGAGGAAUCAUCAUGAAGCGCUUUGCCUUCUCCCUCCGGGCCAUUCCCCGGUUUGCUGUGGUGGUGCUUGUCUUCUCCAUCCUCAUCUGCCUGCCCAUUUUCUUCAUGGGCUGCUCCACAGGGCGCAUCGAUGGGAUCUAUCCCCUCAGUACAUUGAGUUCCCAGCAGCAGGUUAAGACGCCAACAGGGUGCCACUGCUCUGAGCACAUCUUUCACCCAGUGUGUGGAGAAAACAAUGUGGAGUACAUCUCUCCCUGCUUUGCUGGCUGCACAAACAGCACCGCUUAUUCCUCCACUCCCAAACAAGUGAUCUACAGGAACUGUUCCCUGAUCCCUGCAGCGAGUGGGCUGUCCUCUGCCAAGACAGGCUCCUGUCCGCUCAGCUGCUCUCACAUGCUCCUUCCUGCCAUAUUCCUCAUCUCCUUUGCUGCCCUGGUAGCCUGCCUGUCCCACAACCCCCUCUACAUGAUGGUUUUAAGGGUGGUGAACCAGGACGAGAAGUCAUUUGCCAUUGGAGUCCAGUUCUUACUAAUGAGACUGCUGGCCUGGCUGCCAGCUCCGGCCAUGUUCGGUGCCCUUAUCGACUCCUCCUGCAUCUACUGGCAGAAGCAGUGCACCCAGCGCCGGUUCUGUGCCUACUACAACAACGACUUCCUCCGCAACAGAUACCUGGGCUUGCAGAUAGGCUACAAGGUGGUGGGCACUAUCCUCCUGGCCCUCAUCAGCUGGAAGGUGAAGAGGAGUAAGGAGUACAACGUGCAGGAGAAGGCAGCAGGGCUGGUGUAACCCACCCGAGGACUGACUGUACACCUCCCAUUACCCACUGCCACUUCUUUGUCUCUUUUGGGUUUGUUUUUCCUCCUAAGGGAGCAACUUCACCUUAGCAGCUCUGAGCUCCUCUCCUGCAGCCCGUGACAGGGCCAUCCUCCCAGCGAGGGAUGCUCUAUCCCAGCCCCAUCCUGGGACCAGCUUCUCCCAGGCUCUUCAGCUGCACCUUGCCCAUCACUUUGGAACAGGAGGCAGAUGGGGACUGGAUCACAGCCCCAUUCUAUAUACUCAGAGAAGUGCCUGCUGUGGGCGACGAUCCCUGCUCCGGUGUGAUGUUUUCCAGCCAGGUAAUGCCCUCCUGGCUGGGAUGGGAGCAGGGGAGACAACUGCCAACCCUGAGUGUACCCCAUGUCUCUCCCUGCCCACACCCCUCGCAGAGGUCAACGUGGACAGUGCACAUGUGAAGUUAUGUGAAAUUAUCACCAGGGGUUU
Messenger RNA from Pezoporus flaviventris, 2552 nucleotides. RefSeq names its product solute carrier organic anion transporter family member 2A1 (gene SLCO2A1). The transcript is spliced from 14 exons. Gene Ontology annotation, cellular component: membrane. The record is from RefSeq and is a predicted model, not a curated record. Gene Ontology annotation, molecular function: prostaglandin transmembrane transporter activity; protein binding. Gene Ontology annotation, biological process: transmembrane transport; prostaglandin transport; sodium-independent organic anion transport. The coding region runs from base 162 to 2078 and encodes 638 amino acids. Lineage: Eukaryota; Metazoa; Chordata; Aves; Psittaciformes; Psittacidae.